Messenger RNA from Acomys russatus (golden spiny mouse), 798 nucleotides. RefSeq names its product transcription factor 19 (gene Tcf19). Lineage: Eukaryota; Metazoa; Chordata; Mammalia; Rodentia; Muridae. Gene Ontology annotation, biological process: regulation of gene expression. The transcript has 2 exons. Gene Ontology annotation, cellular component: nucleus. The record is from RefSeq and is a predicted model, not a curated record. The coding region runs from base 7 to 798 and encodes 263 amino acids. Gene Ontology annotation, molecular function: protein binding.
ACCCUCAUGCUGCCCUGCUUCCAACUGCUGCGCAUUGGGGGCGGCAGGGGCGGGGACCUCUACACCUUCCACCCCCCGUCCAGGUCUGGCUGCACCUACCGGCUAGGCUGCAGGGCUGACCUGUGCGACGUGGCCCUGCGGCCCCAGCAGGAGCCCGGCCUCAUCUCUGGGGUCCAUGCAGAGCUGCAUGCCGAGCUCCAGGGGGACGACUGGCGGGUCAGCCUGGAGGACCAUAGCAGCCAAGGGACUUUGGUCAAUAACGUCCGGCUCCCAAGAGGCCACAGGCUGGAGUUGAGCGAUGGUGACCUUCUGACCUUUGGCCCCGAAGGGCAAGCAGGAACCAGCUCCUCGGAAUUCUACUUCAUGUUCCAACAAGUCCGGGUCAAACCUCAGGACUUUGCUGCCAUUACCAUCCCUCGGUCUAAGGGAGAAGCUGGGGCCGGCUUCCAGCCUAUGCUGCCCCCGCAAGGGGCACCCCAGCGGCCACUCAGUGCCCUCUCCUCCACCCCCAAGGCCACGCUGAUUCUCAACUCCAUCGGCAGCCUCAGCAAGCUUCGGCCCCAGCCCCUCACCUUCUCCAGAGGCGGUGGCAGACCGCAGAGUCUGGCUAUUCCCACCCAGCCUGGGGAAGUGGGAGCUUCACCUGCUCCACCCACGAGAAACCGGAGGAAGUCGGCUCACAGAGUGUUGUCGGAACUAGACGAUGAGAGCGAGGCUUCCCUGGGCCCCCUCUCACUCCUUACAGGGCCCAGGAAGAAGGUCCGUGUGGAGGAAGCAGCCCCGAUGUCCAGUGGGUAA